AAAUCAAACAAUUAAAACAGCAAGAGAUAGAGAUUGAAGACAUUGGUUCCUUUCUUUCUUUAUUUCCAAUCUUCGUUUUCUUUUUCCUUUUUUCUUCUUUUAUUCUUUAGAGAGUAGAUAUUGGUUUUUGCUAUUGAUUUUCACCAAUUAUGUUAGGCUGUGAGCAAUGAAUGAAGACACCCUCCACUUGUAAUUGCAAUAUUUACUACAAUUUCCCUUCUUUAUACAUCUUUAUGAUCCCUUGUUUCCCACAAUAAAUACAUUUCCUGCCUCAAUUUAUACUCUUCUUCCACUAAUCCUUCAAUUCCAUUCAAUCCUCUCCCUCUCUCUCUCUCUCUCUCUCUCUCUCUCUCAAUAACAAUAAAAACCCACUUCCAAUUUCCUAUAUAAUGGCGUUGGAGGUGCAACAGCAAGAACAACAACAUCGAGCUACAACUAGCACUAGUUGUAGAAGCAAAACCCCCUUUGACAACCAAGGAGGUGAUUUCCUCUAUCCAUCAUCAGCAGUCGCCGCCCUCCACCGAGCCAUCCCCACCACCCUUGAUUUGUUCCACUCAAAGCUUGCCUCUUCCCCCAUCGAAUUAGACGAGCCCUUGCCUCUUCCUUUUGGUUGGCAGAAGUGUCUCGAUCUUAAGACGGGUGCCAUCUACUAUACUAAGGAAGCCGCUGAGAUGAGUUCCAAUGGAAAAAAUGCAAAGCUGGACUUGAAGCUGAACCUAUCCCCACCGCAGUGGGCCAGCCACCAGAUUAUGGAAUCGCCCAACUCAUCGUCAUCUUCAAUAUCAUCACCAAGCUCAUGCAUGUCGUCAGAGCUUAACCUGGGUUCAGAGGCCGAGAUGGCUAAGUAUCCAAGCAGCCCUGAAGAGACUACAUCGAUGGUCCUUGUCGGGUGCCCGCGUUGUCUCAUGUAUGUUAUGCUAUCUGAAGAAGACCCAAAAUGCCCGAAAUGCAAGAGCACAGUUCUCCUCGAUUUCCACCGUGGCAAUAGUAGCAACCGCAACAAUAGCAACAACAACAGCAAUAAAAUUAGAAAGAAUUAGCUACUACAGCUAUGUCAACAACAACAACAACAACAACAACAAAACGAGGAAGAACUAGUUGCUACAGCUGUCUUCUUUUUUUAUUCUUUUUCUUUUGGCUUUAUGAGAAGAAAUAUAGACAUGGUAGGUCAGCUAGCUGGUUAACUGUAACAGCCCAAAUUCUACUAUCAAACGGUUAACUUCCUUUCA
Molecule: messenger RNA, 1229 nt
Organism: Magnolia sinica
Lineage: Eukaryota; Viridiplantae; Streptophyta; Magnoliopsida; Magnoliales; Magnoliaceae
Product: protein GL2-INTERACTING REPRESSOR 1-like
Exons: 2
Coding region: 390-1040 (216 amino acids)
Source: RefSeq, a predicted model, not a curated record